Messenger RNA from Paramecium sonneborni, 4083 nucleotides. NCBI's taxonomy places the organism in Eukaryota, Ciliophora, Oligohymenophorea, Peniculida, Parameciidae. The record is from the annotation of a GenBank genome assembly.
AUGCAUGUUGAGAAUCCUCAUAAUAAUAAAUAUGUAGCUAAAGCAUGGUCUAUUUUAGCAGCAGUUAAUAUGUGGGGUGUUAUACUAUUAUGUUUUGCUAAAUUCUUAGAAGGUUAAUUAUUUUUUGGAACUAUAUAUGCAUGGUUGUUUGGAUUACCAUUUAUGAUAGCAGCAGUAUUUAAGGCAAAUAAAUUAAAUUAUGAAUUACUAUUAACUAAUUUAAAUAAAGUGAGUGAUCCUUUAGAAGUUUUAAAUUUGACUGAUUAUUUAAUCAAAUUGUAUAAAGCUUAAGAUUCAGAUUCUUUAUUAAUGAUUGAUGGAUUUCUUGAAAUUCAUAGAGCUACAUGUGCUAAAGAAGAUUGCUAUCUUAAAUAAAAAAGAUGUCAAAAUUAAAGAAUUUAAAAAACAUUCUUUAAAGAUUAAAAUUUAUCAGAAAGAGAUGUUGAUAUUUUAAUGGUUUUAGGAUAAAUUUAUUUUAAUUAAAUUAAAAGGUUUCCUAAUGAAAUUUCAUUAAGAAUAAGAUAUACUUUGUUUCUCUUUGAUUUAAUGAAAUAAAAAUAAUAAGCCUUAAAUGAAUUAAUUUAAGCAGAAUAACAAAGUCCAAGUUUUGAUUAUGAAUUCAUUAUUUAUAGAUAUAAAUAAAUUAUUGAAUUUGAAAUGAAUUUAGCUUAAAAUGAAAAUUCAAAUGGUAAUCUUGAUAUCGCAAGUGAAUUAGCAUUUUAAAAUAAUAUGAGAUAAUUUUAAAAUAAAAUAGAAAGAGCAACAUUAAUGCAUAUGGACUUUUGGUCAUAAUUAUAAGAAGAUUCUCCUGAUUUAGGUAAAAUGAAUGAAAUUGGAUCCAAAAUUAAUUUAGCUAUUCUUUAAGUUGAAGAUUUAUGGAAUAAAAUGUAAAAAUUAACUUAAAAUCUACCUAAAGCUAUGAGAUUAUAUGCUAAAUUUAUUAUUGAAGUACUUCAAGAUAAAGAUUUUGGAGAAGAAUUAUUAGAAAAAUCAAAAAUGCUAUAAUAAUAAAAUUAAAAAAUAAAGAAUUAAUAAUUAAUUUCACUUUUGAAUAGUGAUGAUUUAUGUUUUGAAUCAAAUCCUAUAGCAGUAGUAUCUACAGCUCCAGAGAAAUUUGCUUAAAUUGUAAAUUUAAAUUAAUCAUGUUGCAAUCUAUUUGGAUUUAUGAAAACUGAAAUGAUAAAUCGCAAAAUAAAUAUAUUUAUGCCGAAUUUAUAUGCAAGAUUUCAUGAUGUUUAUUUUGAUAGAUUUAUGGAGACAAAUGAUAAUAAAAAUAUUAAUAAAGAAAGAUUAGUAUAUAUAAAAUAGAAAUCAAAUUAUAUUGCUCCAUGUUUUUUAACUCUAAAGAUUAUUUAAUCAUUUGAUGAUAAUUUAUAAAUGGCUGCUUAAUUAAGACCUUUGAAGUUAUUUAAACCUAAUUGUUAUUUAUUAGUAGAUUAAAAUGAAGUAAUUGAUUCUAUAUCUGCAUCAUGUAUUCCUUUAUUAAAUAUUGACUAUAAAACAGUAUCUUAGAGAAAAAUAAUGCUUGAAAAUCUAUUUCCAAAUUUUAGUCAAUAAAAAUCAUAAUACUUAACUAAAAAUGGUGGAUUAUUAUAAUAUAAACAUUAAGAAGAAUAUAGUACUAAUAUUAUAAAGGAUGAAAGAGAUGAAAGUGAUAUAUAAUUUACAUGUUAUAUGACAGAAAUCUUAAAUGAUGUAAAUGGAGAAAUAGUAGGAUACAUAAUAAGAUUAGAAUUAAUUUGGAAUGAAAAAUGUACAACUUAAGAAUUAAAUGUACAUCAUAAUCAUUAAAAUAGAUUAAGUCUAUAAUUUAAAUUCAAUCCUAGAUUAUCUAACUAUUAUGGUGAAUUUGUUGCUGAAAUGAAUUCUUAAAGAGUUGAUUAAACUAUAAUUUGGGAUUAGGGUGAUCUUUCAUCAAUGAUUUCAUCUAAUCAACAAGAAAUAUAGAAUACAGGAAUAUAAAAACAUUUAAUGUAAAGUGAAAAUACUGAUCAAUAGAAAGAGUAAAUAAAUUAUGGAGAAGGAAUUGUAACAGUUAGACUUUUUGAAAAUAGAAUUUAAGAUAUUAAUGAUGUAGAUAUUAUAUCAGAUGAAGAGAAUGAAGAAAAGAAUAGUGUAUUUGAAAGAUAUGAAAUUAAAGAUUCUAGUAUUUAAGGAAAUUAAGAUGGAAAUGAUAAUAAUAAUAUAUUUAGAUCAAGAAAAUAAUUAUCUUAAAUAGUUAAUAAUUAUUAAACUCCAAUGGUGAUAAGAAAAGUAAAUUGGACUGCCAAUAUCCUUACUAUUAUUUUGGUUGUUUUAUCAUUUACUGAUUUUUUUAUUAUCUAUGAAUAAUAUUAGGAAAUAUAUAAAACAAUAUUAUUGGUUAAAAAUUAAAAUUAAAGAAAUGCAGAACUUUAAACUCUUACAACAAGUAUUUAAAAUUUAUUGAUGUUAAAUAUGAAUGUUUGGGAAUUAACAACUGAAUAAGAAUAAAAAACAUAUGAAGAAUUAUGGAAGAAAAAACUAAAUUAAUCGAUUAAUAAUAUAGAUACAUUAAAUAAAUAAUUAAUGUUAACAGAUGUUGAUUUAAGUGAUGCGAUAAUUGAUAUGAUGAAUAAUGAUGUAAUUAGUAUGAAGACUAGUGAUGGUACUUCAUAAAUGUUUGAUAUAUCUGAAGCUAUUCAAUAAUUAUUGAGUAAAUCUUUAAUUAUUAGAGAUAAACAUAUUUCUAAAAUUAGUUUAGAUGAUAUUGAUGUAGAUUUUGUUUUAUUUAAUUCUUUAAAUAGUAUAGUAUUUUAAUUAAGAGCAUUUUCAACUUUGUAUGCAAAUGAAUUGAGAAUCAAAUCAGAAAAUAAUAGAGAUACUUUCUUACUGAUUUUAGGUAUAUCAGCAGCUGCUUUAGGUAUUGGAUUAAUUAUUAUGAUUAUGGCUAUUAUUUCUGUUUAUAAAACAUAAGAAGAAAUGUUAGCUAUUUUUAUAGAUCUUCCUGAUAAAACUAUUAAAUAUUUAUUUAAUAGAGCAGAAAAUUUUAUUUCUAAUUUACAAAUGGGAGAAGAAGAAGACUUUAUCUCAGAUAUUGAAGAAAAUGAAAAAGAUAAUAUAAAUGAAUUGAAUAAGUCUCUCAAAACUAAAAGAAAAAGAAAGAAAUAUAAAAAUUCAAAUAAAGAAUAACGUAAUUUUAUUCUUGGAAUUUUAAUAAUUGUUCUAUUUGCUUAAGGAUAUUUUACAUUAAAUUAUUUAUUUAGUAAAACAUUUUUGACAGAUUUAAAUUAAAUGAUUCCUGAAAUUAAUGCAACUGCUAGAGCUGAAAGUUUUUAUAGAUUUGUAGAUAUAAGUGAAAGAUCCUUAUUUUUGAAUCGAAAUCUAACUAUAAUGAAUAAAGAUCCAUAUGAGAUUGUUAAGAGUAAUCUUAAUGGAUUAUAUACUUUAGAUUCUUCUAUUCAUUAAGAACAUGCAUUAAAUGUGGAAAUAACCAGUUAAAUUUAUUAAGAUUCAUUCAAAUAGAUUUUCAUGGAUUAACCAUGUACAAUAAUAUCAAAUUUUAUGAAUGAAAUAACAGAAUAAGAAUGUUAAGUAUUUGCUGAUGGAGCAAUUUAUUAAGGAAUGGCAGUUGGGAUUGCCAGAUAUUUUGAGAAUCUAAGAUAUAUAAUGACAAUUUAUGAUUAAUUUUGGGGGAAUCCAAAUGUAAAUUUUAGUCUUUUAGCAAGAGGAUUUGGAAAGUUUAAAAAUAUAACAAAAGAUAAUGAUAUAAUAAGAAAUAACAUUUUAAAUUUAAAUAACUUUAAUUAAACAAAAGAAGCUCGUGAAAUGUAAGAUAGUUAUAAUAGAGGAACAUUUCGAUUUUUAGUUUAAUAAAUGAUUGAAGGAAUUAGAUUAGAUAUGGAGAAUCAUAAAACUUAAAUAUUAGGAUUAUUUAUAGUUUUUGAGGGAUUGAUUUUUAUGGUUUAUUUUUUAAUGUGGUUACCUUUGGUUGCUAAAUUUACAAAGGAUUUAUGGAGAACGAGAUAAAUGAUAUUAAUGAUUCCACUUGGUAUAAUUUAAAGUAUAAAAUCUAUAAAGACAUAUAUUAAAAUGAAUAUUUAGAUAAAUGAUGUUGAUGUUUGA